AUGUGGAUUAUUCCUGGUCCUGGAAGUCUACGACUCUGCAAGAGGUCUCUUGUCUGUCGAGGAAUUGCGUUCAGGUCGUAUGCCACCAAGGCAUCUGACCCGCUCCGCAUCCUCUUUUGCGGAUCCGAUGAAUUCAGUAUCGCUCACUUGAAAGCUCUCCAUGCUUAUCAUUUCAAGAACCCCGAGCGUAUUUCUUCAAUUGAUGUGGUGUGUAGACCUGGAAAGAGAGUUGGAAGGGGAUUGAGGCAGAUCCGAGAAGUCCCGAUUAAGGCGGCCGCAUCUGCUCUCUCCCUCCCGGUCCAUGAGAUUGACACCUUUACUGGAUGGACGCCUCCGGCUUCCCCGAACGGAGACAUAAACUUGAUCAUUGCUGUCUCAUUUGGACUUUUUGUUCCGCCGCGCAUAUUAAAUGGCCUCAAGUAUGGGGGCAUGAACGUGCACCCCUCGAUACUACCAGCUUUCCGCGGUGCUGCACCGAUUCAUCACACUCUUCUCGCCGGUCACACCACCACUGGCGUGACGGUUCAGACCUUGCACCCAAAAAAAUUCGAUCAUGGAGUCAUCUUAGCACAAACACCAGCUCCCGGGCUUGAGAUCCCCGAGCCGGAGUCCUGUACCGUUCCCGAGUUGGAGAGCUUCCUUGCACAGAAAGGAGCACAAAUGCUUGUGGAAACCAUUGAUAAGGGGCUAUUCGUUCCCCCAGUAUCAGUUGCAGGUACUGAACAAACAGGGGAGGCAAGCCACGCUCCCAAGAUCACCCCAGAGGACCGGCACAUCGACUGGACGAACUGGACUUUGACGGAGAUCAAGCGACGUAACCGAGUGAUUGGACCUCUCUGGAGCAAAGCCCUCUGCUCAUCCAAUGCCGCAGAUGGACCUCUCAAAUUCCAACAAAAACGAGUCAUUUUCACUAAUACCGAGGAAGUCGAUCCACCAAAGGGGUGUGAUUCAUUCUCAGUCCUCCCUGGUCUGCCGUUCACCAACGCCUCUCACCCCGUCGAGCCCAAGAAAACACGGCAACUCUACGUGUUUACUGCCGAUGGGAAGGUUUUGCGUAUCAAUCGGAUGAAAGUGGAAGGCGAACAAGAUGCAGAAGGGUUGAGAGCCGCUAUCAAAGCUCGCAUGUUUGCUGAUCGAGCAUUCCAUUAUGAAGGCCGGGAUCUGACUCCCUUCCGCAAUCCUCUUGUAUAA
Penicillium bovifimosum is the source of this 1191-nucleotide messenger RNA. RefSeq names its product methionyl-tRNA formyltransferase. Gene Ontology annotation, biological process: conversion of methionyl-tRNA to N-formyl-methionyl-tRNA; biosynthetic process. Gene Ontology annotation, molecular function: methionyl-tRNA formyltransferase activity. Lineage: Eukaryota; Fungi; Ascomycota; Eurotiomycetes; Eurotiales; Aspergillaceae. The transcript has 4 exons. Gene Ontology annotation, cellular component: mitochondrion. Bases 1 to 1191 code for a protein of 396 amino acids. The record is from RefSeq and is a predicted model, not a curated record.